Messenger RNA from Paramormyrops kingsleyae, 2703 nucleotides. The record is from RefSeq and is a predicted model, not a curated record. Lineage: Eukaryota; Metazoa; Chordata; Actinopteri; Osteoglossiformes; Mormyridae.
AUUUCCAGUUUGUCUCUUGGUUGUGUUUUGGAUAUUUAAAAAAAAAAAAACCGCACGAUUUUGUCGCGAUUUACUAUGAUUGCCGGAAUGAAAGCAGUAAGGAAAUAGCGACGGGCUCGAAAACACCAGUCGAGCUGCGCUGCAUAACUAGCUAAUGGCAGAAGAAAAUGACGUCAUCGACACGGGGUCUCCCAAGGAAACGCAGGAAGGAGGCGGGUUUCCCUUAGCGCCGCCGCCCAUCUACACCUGCACACUGACCCCUGACCUGGUGGCUAAGGCGCGGGAAGAGCUGCAAGAGAAGCCCGAAUGGCGUCUUCGUGACGUCCAGGCCCUGAGGGACAUGGUCCUCAAGGACCAGCCCAACCUCAGAACCCGGCUGGAUGACGCUUUUCUCCUUCGCUUCCUCCGUGCCCGGAAGUUCGACUAUGACCGGGCGCUGCAGCUGCUCCUGAACUAUCACAUGAGUCGCCGGGCUUGGCCUGAGGUCUUCCACGACCUCCGACCUUCCACCAUCAAGCAUGUGCUGGACCGAGGCUUCCUCACUGUUCUUCCUCACCCAGACCCCCAUGGCCGCUACAUCCUCUGCAUCCGACCCGGAAAAUGGAAGCCAAAUGACUACCCCUUUGUCGACAAUAUCCGCGCCAUCUACCUGACGCUGGAGAAACUGAUCCAGGCUGAGGAGACCCAGGUCAAUGGGGUGGUCAUCCUGGCAGACUACAGUGGAGUGGGACUAUCUCAUGCCUCCAGUAUUGGCCCCCUGCUUGCCAAGAAGAUCGUGGGCAUUCUUCAGGAUGGAUUUCCGAUUCGAAUAAAAGCGGUCAACAUAAUCAAUGAGCCCCGGAUUUUCAAGGGAAUCUUUGCCAUCAUUAAGCCGUUCCUGAAGGAGAAGAUGGCAGAAAGGUUCAUACUUCACGGUUCGGACCUGAACUCCUUGCACCGGAACAUCCCAAGCUCCGUGCUUCCUGAGGAGUACGGCGGCGCGUCCGGCCACUUCGACGCCUCCUUGUGGUCCAAAACUCUGCUGGACGCCGAGGUGGAAUUUGUGGUGGAGUUCUGCCAGCCCGAUCCUCUAGAGGGCGUCGUUCUCCCGGACUCCAUGCUGUUUGAGGGGGAACAAGGCACUACCCAGUGUGAGGACACCUAUAGAGGCCUUCGCUCCCAACUCUACUACUGCUACUGACCCGGAGUACGAAGAGUGGUACUGCUUCUUCUUGAGAUGUUGCGUCUUUUUAAUUCAGCCAGCUGGACGAUAUUCAUAUUCAUAUCAAUAUUUUAAAGGACACUGUAGCUCCUUUGAUUGCCUUCCGUUAGUUAAUUCUCUGACACACAUGUAGUGUUAAUACUGGCCUGUAAUGUGGUCUGGGAACAGUGAAAGCUCCUUGGCGCCCUCCAGAUCUCAAGGCAGAUCUCAAGGUCAUCGAAGAUAUUCUGCAGGGAAGAGAACUCUGGCUGUACCUCUUACUCUGCUGCGUUUCUUUUUUGGGGAUGGUAGGGAUAUAGUCUCUUGUGAUGUAGCCACCCAGCCUGGGAGAAACACGGCCCAGAAUGUCUCAGAAUAAUACUCGCAAGCAAUAACGUCAGCCUGCUGUUUUCAAACUGUGCUAGGGUUAGUACACUACAAAGGAGAGCCAUAACUGUGCAAUGGAGCCGCAUUCCAUUCCCUGCAAAACAUUUACAGAGUUUUUUUUUUAAUUGUUCCUGAGACAUGUUCUCCCAACAGCUGUAAAAUAAAUUUUAGUUCAAAUAGUUAUGAUCUGCUUGUUCUCCUGCUGUCACAUGUACUGCAGGUCAGAAAGGGCAGGUCAAGUUUCUCGUACCAUAAACAGUAGCACAAACCUGGAGCAAUAGUAUUUUACUAUUUAUCCUCAGGAUGUGUCACAUGGAAGUGUAAUUUCUUAACUCGUAUCACAGGAGUUGGAUCUUAAUUUGCUUUUUUUUGUAAUAAUUUUACUGUCACAGUUACUCUACUCUUCCUGUCCGUUACUCUUCCUGUCCGUUACUCUUCCUGAUAAAUGGACUCCUCAGUUAAAAAAACAGUUUGUUUGGUCAUAUCAAUGCCAAAAUGCCAAAUAAUAGUUUUAAGUUUGAAAUAUGAAUAUGAAGCCUGGUUACUAACGUUACUUAAUCAGUUACCACCUUAAGUACUGUGAAGUUCUUAUUUUUUUGUUAGAAGUAUCCAUACGGCCAUUGUUGCUUUAUAUAGCAUUUUGUGUACCUGUUCCAUCUUAUUGAUCUUGAGAGCUUUUACUUAGAAUAAAUGUAGUUAAGUAGAAAUACUUAAGAUUGAAGUUUCAGGUCUGAUUAGGUUAUUAGAUGUAUCAUAAGAAAUAUCCAAAAGAUCAAAACCCAGAUCAAAAGUAUAGUCACAGUGAGGUGAUGGUGUAUGAAGAUUUAAGUAUCCAUAUAUACACUAAUAUAUGUCAGUUUUUGCCAAAAUGAAUUUGAAAGUCAAACAUUGUUUUAAAAUCUGUAGAUACUUGUGUAUAUAUAGGUGAAAUGGUUUAUUUCAUUAUGCCAGGUCAAAUUUUAAUUUGAUGUUUUCUGUUGUAUUUUUAAAUUGUGCUCCAUUUUAUAUUAUUCAUGUUAUAUUAUUCUAUAAUUAUGUAAAUUGAUUCAUGAUUGCAGUACAAUGAUAUUUGAAGCAGUGUGUCAGGUAACACAAGGGUAAGCAUGUAAUAAACCACUGAAAAAAUAUAUCCAUAA